GGUUCCGGACGAUGCUGCCGCAGUUGCCGCCGUGCCGCGCUCUCCUGGCCACGGCGCUGGGCCUCGCCGGCCGCCAUCGGCUUCUUCCAUGUCACCACGGGAUACUACACGCGGCGGGGCGGCGUCGGACAGGACUUCAUCACCUCGCCGGAGAUCAGCCAGAUAUUUGGAGAGUUAAUAGGAAUAUGGUACAUCAGUGAGUGGAUGGCCAUGGGCAAACAGAAUGCGUUCCAGCUGGUGGAACUGGGCCCAGGGACGGGCACCCUCACAAGCGAUAUAUUGCGGGUCUUCAACCAGCUUGCCUCUGUACUUAGUAAAUGUGAUGUCUCUAUUCAUCUGGUAGAAGUGAGUCCUAAGCUCAGUGCAAUCCAAGCAGAGAUGCUGACAGGAGGAAAAGUGCAGUCAAACCCUGAGAACAACUCUGCUUACAUGAAAGGCAUUAGCAAGACUGGGAUUCCCAUCUACUGGUACAGAGACAUUCAGGAUGUACCACAAGGUUACAGCUUUUAUUUAGCACAUGAGUUUCUGGAUGCCCUGCCAAUACAUAAAUUUCAGAGAACAGAGAAGGGCUGGCAUGAAGUGUUGGUUGAUAUAGAUCCAGAAGUCCCUGACCAGCUGCGCUUUGUCCUGUCACCAUCCAGGACCCCUGCAACAGAAAACUUUAUUCAGCCUGAAGAAACACGAGAUCACGUGGAAGUAUGUCCUGAGGCUGGCAUCCUCAUCCAGAGGCUUGCCUGUCGUAUAGAAAAGAAUGGUGGGGCUGCACUGAUUGCUGAUUAUGGUCACGAUGGAACCAAAACUGACACUUUCCGGGGUUUCCGGAAUCACAAACAUCAUGAUGUACUGAAAGCCCCAGGUACAGCAGACCUGACAGCAGAUGUUGAUUUCAGCUAUCUUCGAAAGAUGGCAGAGGGAAGAACAGCAACAUUGGGUCCCAUCAGACAACGGGAAUUUUUAAAGAACAUGGGUAUUGACCUCCGAUUGCAGGUGCUCUUGCAGAAUUCACGCGACUCAGCAACUCGUGAGCAAUUGCUCCACAGCUUUGAUAUGUUGAUGAACCCUAAGAAAAUGGGAGACUGUUUUCAUUUUUUCGCCUUGCUGCCUCAUCACAGAGUUGUACGUCCUGCCGAGAAAGAUAAUCCACAAUCCAAGUCUCCCCUACCACCUGUUGCUGGAUUUGGUGAACUCUCACUCAAGUAAGCUUCGUUACAAAUAAUCACUGUACUAAAAUGUGUAGCAUUGGUAGCUUUCAGCAGCAACCUAUUAAAUAAAAAAAAAAAUUAAGGUUAAAGCCAUCAA
Coturnix japonica (Japanese quail) is the source of this 1299-nucleotide messenger RNA. The record is from RefSeq and is a predicted model, not a curated record. NCBI's taxonomy places the organism in Eukaryota, Metazoa, Chordata, Aves, Galliformes, Phasianidae.